AUGGCGAGCCGCCUUUCUUUGCACUUGCAGCUCUCGACCAUCAUGGAGACGAUGGCCAAGUCUGUCCUGGGUCAGGUCUUCAAAGUGGUGGAUGAGGACUCGGCUAAACUGCGGUCGGAGCUCUCCAGGCUUCAGUUUGCAAAUACAGCAUUGGCAGAGAAAGUGCACAGCCUCGAAUGUGAGCUAACGAUUGUAAGAAACGACUCCUCCAAGCUGUGUAAAAGUCACCGAAGCCUAGGUGUCCAAACUGGCUCCUGCAGAGAUGAGGAGGCGCCCGAUGUCCCUGCUCCUCUCACUAUAGAUGAGAUCUUUGGGAAAGACUGGUGUAUGAACCUGUGGAAAGACAAAGACAGUCUGCAGAAACGCACAGACUCAUCACAAUUUCCUGAGAAGUCUGUAGAAACACUCUCUGAUGAAGUAACAGUUACUGAUGUCAAAGAGGGGCCAUACUUGCCGGUUGCUGCUCCUUUUUCCCAGCAGAAAACUCUCAACACUAAAGAUCAUGAAGAAAGCAUGGCCGAGGAAUCAAAGCAGCUGUCAGUGGAUUACUCUGUGGAUGGCAGCAGCACUAGUAGCUUGCUGUUGGAGCAGGCUGGAGAGCAAGUCAUGUCAGCGGGAUGUACUGAAAAAACAACUGUUCAAAUGAUAUCUGUCAACGAUACAGAUAAGACCUUCAGCAGUCCUAUCAUUUCAAUAGACUUAGAAGAUGAUGACGAUGUUGUUGAUGAUGACGAUGAUGAUGUCCAAUUUGUUCAAGCAAGCCAACAGGAGCCAGCACAGACCUCUGCAGCUGGGCCCAGUCAAGACAAACAGCAGCUGUUACCAGUAAACACUGAAAAUCACACAGCUGCAGAAGAAAAUUCACAUGGCGACAUCAAUGUGCGUAAUGGACAAAGCAACACAGCUUCAAAUAUAGGCACUUUAACAUGUCAAAUAUGUAGUAGGACAUUCUUUCACACAAGCACUUUGACAAACCACAUGAAGUCACACAAGUCCAACUUCUGCAGCAUUUGUAAGCAGUAUUUCCCCCAAGGAAAGAAAAACUCCCACAGCUGUGUGCCUCCUGUUAGCUCACAGAGAAACACCAAGUCAUGCAAUUUAUGCGGCAAGAGGUUUAAUACCCAAUCAGCUCUGAGGACUCAUCAUGUCGUCCACACAGGAGAGAAACCAUACAAGUGCGGCUUAUGUGAAAAACGGUUUACCCAGAAAGGCAACCUAAAAUGUCAUCUGCGUAUCCAUACUGGCGAUAGGCCUUUCCGCUGCACGGAAUGUGGGAAGACCUUCACGCAGAAGGUGAACCUCAGUCAUCAUGUGAUGGCACACUUAAAUCGUGACAUUGCUGGAGAAACGCCAGAUGGUCAGAAACAGGUCGAAGAUGGUACAGCAGAAACCUGUUUGUGA
Nematolebias whitei (Rio pearlfish) is the source of this 1401-nucleotide messenger RNA. Its product is annotated as zinc finger protein 239. The record is from RefSeq and is a predicted model, not a curated record. The transcript is spliced from 4 exons. Gene Ontology annotation, molecular function: RNA polymerase II cis-regulatory region sequence-specific DNA binding; DNA-binding transcription factor activity, RNA polymerase II-specific. NCBI's taxonomy places the organism in Eukaryota, Metazoa, Chordata, Actinopteri, Cyprinodontiformes, Rivulidae. Gene Ontology annotation, biological process: regulation of transcription by RNA polymerase II. Gene Ontology annotation, cellular component: nucleus. Bases 1 to 1401 code for a protein of 466 amino acids.